Peromyscus maniculatus bairdii (prairie deer mouse) is the source of this 2310-nucleotide messenger RNA. It is a transcript of the gene Barhl2, whose product is annotated as BarH like homeobox 2. Gene Ontology annotation, molecular function: RNA polymerase II transcription regulatory region sequence-specific DNA binding; DNA-binding transcription factor activity, RNA polymerase II-specific. Gene Ontology annotation, biological process: regulation of transcription by RNA polymerase II. Gene Ontology annotation, cellular component: nucleus. Lineage: Eukaryota; Metazoa; Chordata; Mammalia; Rodentia; Cricetidae. The record is from RefSeq and is a predicted model, not a curated record.
CCGCCAGCACCUUCGCCCGGGUACCGCUCGCCGCCGCCGCCCACGUGCGCGCUGGUCCCGCGGAGCGCAUCUUCGGUGCCGGCGGCAUAUUUUGGUUUUCUGCCUCUCAUCUCUCUUUCUUUUUACUUUUUGCAUAUGGGAAAAAGUUGAGUCGAAAGUGUCCACCAAUUGCCACGUCCCCAUUAUCCUCCUUUCCCGCCCCACUGUUUUUGUUUUUUUAAAGCAGUGUCAACGGUGGUUUUUUUUUUUUUUAAGUGUCUAUUUUGUUUUACGAUCGAUAGUUUCCCGGCGGUUGCUGAUCCGCGGAGUGGCGUGGACCUCAUGUAGAAAUAACAGCAAUGGAAGGGGCCAGCGGGUCGAGUUUUGGAAUAGACACGAUUUUAUCCGGUGCCGGUUCCAGCAGCCCCGGCAUGAUGAACGGAGAUUUCCGCCCUCUUGGCGAAGCUAGGACCACGGAUUUUAGGAGCCAGGCCACACCGUCACCCUGUUCGGAGAUUGAUACCGUGGGAACGGCGCCCUCUUCUCCGAUCUCGGUCACCUUGGAGCCCCCGGAGCCGCACCUCGUGACAGACGGGCCCCAGCUUCACCAUCACCUUCACCACGGCCAGCAGCCGCCGCCGCCGCCGCCUCCAGCCGCGGCUCCCGCGCAAAGUUUGCAGGCUUCGCCCCAACAGCAGCCGCCGCCGCCGCCGCCUCCAGCCGCGGCUCCCGCGCAAAGUUUGCAGGCUUCGCCCCAACAGCAGCCGCCGCCGCCGCAGCCGCAGUCCGCGGCCCAACAGCUGGGCUCGGCCGCCUCGGCCCCCAGGACUUCCACCUCUUCUUUUUUAAUUAAGGACAUCUUGGGGGACAGCAAACCUCUGGCGGCUUGUGCGCCCUACAGCACCAGCGUGUCUCCGCAUCACACGCCGAAGCAGGAGAGCAACGCCGCGCACGAGAGCUUCAGGCCAAAGCUGGAGCAGGAGGACAGCAAAACCAAGCUGGACAAGAGGGAAGACUCCCAGAGCGACAUCAAAUGCCACGGAACAAAGGAAGAAGGCGACCGGGAGAUUACCAGUAGCCGAGAGAGUCCCCCUGUGAGAGCCAAGAAACCUCGAAAAGCCAGGACAGCUUUCUCGGACCAUCAGCUCAAUCAGCUAGAGCGUAGCUUCGAGCGGCAGAAGUACCUGAGUGUCCAGGACCGCAUGGACUUGGCAGCCGCGCUCAACCUCACUGACACGCAAGUCAAGACUUGGUACCAGAACCGCAGAACCAAGUGGAAGCGGCAGACCGCGGUGGGCUUGGAGCUGCUGGCCGAGGCCGGGAACUACUCCGCUCUGCAGAGGAUGUUUCCGUCGCCCUAUUUCUACCACCCAAGCCUGCUGGGCAGCAUGGACAGCACCACGGCGGCCGCGGCGGCCGCGGCCAUGUACAGCAGCAUGUACCGGACUCCUCCGGCGCCCCACCCGCAGCUGCAGCGGCCGCUGGUGCCCCGCGUGCUCAUCCACGGCCUCGGGCCCGGGGGACAGCCGGCCCUCAACCCUCUGUCCAACCCCAUCCCAGGCACCCCGCAUCCCCGGUGAGGAAAGGGACAGCGCUCCAGGUUCCCAUCCCGCCCCGGACAGCUGCCCCGCCUCUCCCCGCACCAGGCCAACAGGAAUGGAGGCAGAGGGGUGAAAGGAGGAGCUCACCGGUGGGCUGGGGUCCCCAAGGACCAGCCAGCCCUCUGCUCUCCAUCUGCCCCCUCAGAGGCAGGGAUGCAAAGCUCCCCAGCAGUGUGGCUGCUGGAGAAAAAUACUGACCCCACUGAGAUUGCAACCCGUAAGUGAAAACAUCCACCAAAACAAAACCCUCGAGUUCUUUUUUUUAACGAAAAUGACUUUAGGGACACGCAGAAGGGAGGGAGGGGGGAGGGCUAAGAAGGGACGAGAGAAGGGCAUGGAGAGGAACCUUCUAGCAGAGAGAAUUGUUGCUGGACAGACAGCCUGAAGUUCACCCCAGGCAGAAGGUGGUACCCUGGACAUCCACCGUUCUGCCUCAGAGCAGAGGAGGGUGAGGAGAGCCUUGCACUGAUUUCUCAUGAGCUUUUUUUCUUUUGGAAAAGUGGCAUGCUACAUAAUAUGAAAAAAAAAUGUACAUUUGAAAGACUGAGUGAUAAGUGAUAUAUCAUAUUUAUUAUAUGUUGUCCAAAACAGAGUCACUUAUAUACGUCAGUAAAAACAUGAUUUUUCUUUUCAUGUCUUUUUGAUUCAGUAAAAUAAAUGCUUAGACAAAAGUAUAGAUUUUUUUGUGAUUGAAAAUUACAAAAAUAAAGUUUAUCUUUUUUUAACAAGC